Hydra vulgaris (swiftwater hydra) is the source of this 1341-nucleotide messenger RNA. RefSeq lists its product as uncharacterized. The record is from RefSeq and is a predicted model, not a curated record. Gene Ontology annotation, molecular function: nucleic acid binding; zinc ion binding. Lineage: Eukaryota; Metazoa; Cnidaria; Hydrozoa; Anthoathecata; Hydridae.
AUGAAAACUAUACAAGCAGAAGAUAAAUUAGAUAUCCUCAUUAACUAUUUAUCUCCUUCCGUGUUCGACUAUAUUGCUGACAUUGAAUCAUUUGAUGGCGCUAUAGAAAUCCUGGAAAACUUAUUUGUAAAACCUAAAAAUGAAUUAUUUUCCAGACAUCAGUUAGCUUCACGUAAACAAUCAUUCGGAGAAUCUAUUGAUGAGUUUUUGCAGGCCCUACGUACACUCAGUAAAGAUUGCAACUUUAAACAGGUUUUUGCUUCAGAACAUUGUGAAGAAUACAUUCAUGAUUCAUUUAUAAGUGGUUUAAGCUCUCAUCAUAUUUGCCAACGACUACUAGAAAACUCUACUCUUAAACUUACUGAGGCUUAUAAUCAAGCUCGUUCAUUGGAAAACGCUCAAAGAAAUAAUGAAGUGUAUUCACAUACAGAGUAUAGAAAUGUUGCUACAAUUAAUAAACAUUCUGAAUGUAUUACUGAGUUUGCUUCAGUUUCUACUAAGCCUAGUGGACUUUGUUAUUUCUGUGGAAGUAAACGUCACCCUCGACAAUCAUGUCCUGCCAGAGAUGCAGAAUGUAACAAUUGUGGUAAGAAAGGGCAUUUCAAGAAAGUAUGCAAACCAUCAAAGAACCUUGUCACAUCUGCUGCUGCUAACUUCCAUGCACCAAGUUUAGCCUCGAUUUCUUGCUCUUCUAUCAACUCACUUAACUCUAUUGUUUCUAUCUUUAUUGCUAGGGCCAAGGUAAGAGCUCUUCUUGACACUGGAAGCUCUGACACAUUUAUAAGCAAAUCAUUAUGUGACUCUUUAAAACUUAAUAUACUCCCUUUUAAUAAAAGAGUCUCUAUGGCUGAUCCUUCCUUAUCUUGUCAGGUUAUAGGUAAAGUUUCAACUAACUUCACUUUAUUUGGUAUGAAGUACUCUAAUAUUAACUUUUUGGUUAUACCCAAAUCUUGUGAACAAAUCAUACUUGGUAGAGAUUUCCUACAGUUGCACCAAAGUCUUUAUAUCAAUUAUGGUGGUAAAAAAGAUUCUUUAAAAAUCUGUUCUCUAAACAGUAUUACAAUGAAAGCUCGCACUCUUUUCCCUUUUCUAUCUCCAGAAUGUAGACCGAUUGCUUCACCUUCUAGACAAUAUAACUCAGAGGACAAAGCAUUCAUUGAGCAAGAAACUAAAAAACUUUUGGAACUAGAUAUAAUUAAACCAAGUAACUCUCCUUGGCGAUCACAAAUAGUUGUUACAAGGAAUGAGGGACAUAAGAAAUGCAUGAUCAUUGAUUACUCACAAACAAUAAAUCGCUUUACACUUAUGAUGCUUAUCCUUUAUCUAACAUCAAUGAAUUAG